ACAUGAAUAUUAAAAUUUAAAAUAUUAAACACGCUAAUCCGCUUCUACGGGGAGUCUCGUCAAAUGGUAAAAACGUAUUUUUCACUAUUUCACACAGUACGUAUUUUAUGUUACGCAAGAGACACGUCGUCGAAACCAAAUGCACACGAGAAAAAAAGAAAACGAGCAGCUGGAAGACCUGCUCAGCCAAUAUUUUAGAACGAGAUCAUUUUUCCCGUAUGGAUCCGUCAAAGAUGACAAGUCAUCGACAUAUCAAGAAGAUAGUGUACAAAAUAGAGUGCACCAGAAAUACAACAAGCCCGAAUCGCCCACGUUUGAGUUUAAGACGUUUUGCUCCAUGACCAGCUUGCACGGAUUCUUUCAUUUUGUGGAAAAUAAUUUUAACAAGAUUGGAAAAUUCUUUUGGGCCAUUAUCUUGGUGGCCAUAUACAUACUGUGUGGUGUGUCGAUUUACUUUUUAAUAAGCAUGUUCUCGGAGAUGCCAGCAAUAAUAUCGUUGGACAACUCGGUUUCGUCGAUUUGGACAAUUCCGUUUCCGGCAGUUACGGUGUGCAGUGCGAACAAAGUCCGCCCAUCCAUUUAUAACUAUUCGGAUGUUAACAAUAACGACUUCGAAGACAAAUUAAUCCGGAAUACGAUGUACGGUAUUUGCGAAAAUAAUCCAAUAAAGGAAAAAUGGAAAUCGUAUGAAGAUUUUCUAGACGGUUCCUUUGUUUCGCAAGUUCUAAAGGAAAGUAUACUAUUAUUGUUAUUAUUAUUACUGUCGUACUACUCGUGUCGAGCGUUUUUAUUUUCCCACAAGUUUAUGUACUGUGGUAAUCUGUCUUUUCCGUGUGAAGAAGUGGUCAAGUCAUUUUUUUGGUUACGGACAACAGAAAACGAUCCGUGCAACGUUCUGUUUCAAGAAACGUUCACGUCGUAUGGCUUGUGUUACUCGUUCAAUAUGAUGCCGAUGAGGGAUUUACUGAACGGCGUGGACGAAUGGUCGCAGGAAUUCAACAACUACAAUUGGAAAAAAUAUAAUAGUAGCUGGAAGCCGGACACCGGAUAUAGAAGCAACGCGCUCAAAGGUCAUUUGCCACUGAGGACGUUUGGCGACGGUGAUUAUCACAGUGCUACUAUGAAGUUGGAACUUCACACCGAUGACAUGAACAAAGAUUGUGGAAACGGGUUGGACGCGUUCUACAUAUUGAUCCAUAGUCCGGCCGAAUGGCCCGACAGGUCACAUCCGACAUUGUUGGCCAACAUCAAUAUGAUCUCGACUAUUUCAAUUAAACCGUUUGUGCUUACCACCGCCGAGGAGCUAAUAUCGUGGGAACCCCACAUAAGGCACUGUUACUUUCAAAACGAGAGAAAACUAAAAUUUUUCAAAGUUUACACUAAAAAUAAUUGCAUCUUGGAGUGUCGCAGCGUUAAUAUAUUGUCGGAGUGUGGUUGUGUGCCUUUUUACUACUUAAGAACGAAAAACACGCCAGUUUGCGGACCUGCUAAAAUGCUAUGUUGGGUUACUGCGUCGCAGACUUCAUCGGAUUCAUGUGAUUGUUUACCGGGAUGUACUGAAUUUUUUUUCAAAAUGUCAUCAAUGAAUGCGCAACUCACUGAAUCUGCUCAAAACAAAAAAAAAAACGACCCGGCACCUAGUUCGUUGGUAUUGAGUGUUUAUUAUCAGAGUAAAAAUUUCAUUGGACAUAAUCGAAUAAUGACUUUUACGUUUGGUCAAUUUAUGGGUAAUGUGGGUGGUAUAAUGGGAUUGUGCUUGGGGUUUAGCUUUUUGAGCUUGGUAGAGAUUUUUUACUUUUUAACACUCAGACCACUCGUGAACUUUUGUAACGCAAAAAGAAAAUUGAGAAAAGUUGACCCAACACGAGUGUUAGAAGAAGAGCCGAUUUGAUCCAAUUUAAUUCAAUUGAACCACAACAGUAAUAAUCAGCUAUCAGAUAUUGUUGAAAAAUCGAAGAUUUGCGUGCACUCUCUUAUCUACACAAAAUAAUAAAUUAUCAGUUUCGACUAUACGAUUUUUUUAUUUGAUUUUCUGUAUUUGCAUAAUAUUAUAUUUCUAUUGCACAAUACUUUAA
Metopolophium dirhodum (rose-grain aphid) is the source of this 2075-nucleotide messenger RNA. RefSeq names its product pickpocket protein 11-like. Gene Ontology annotation, cellular component: membrane. Gene Ontology annotation, molecular function: ligand-gated sodium channel activity. The record is from RefSeq and is a predicted model, not a curated record. Gene Ontology annotation, biological process: sodium ion transmembrane transport. The coding region runs from base 140 to 1891 and encodes 583 amino acids. Lineage: Eukaryota; Metazoa; Arthropoda; Insecta; Hemiptera; Aphididae. The transcript is spliced from 12 exons.